CUCACUCAAUCCUAUAUCCAUUCUCUGCAUUUUUGCAUCAUCAUGGCAUCAAAGUUUUCACUCAUUCUCUGCAUUUUUGCCAUCUGGGCCAUUGAUUUUACCAACAGUGCUUCAUCAUCACACAAUGCUCCAUCACCUUCUGUUGAUUGUUCAGUCCUUGUUAUCGUCAUGUCUGAUUGUUUGUCAUUUGUUACAAACGACAGUACGGUAACCAAACCAAAAGGGACAUGUUGUUCUGGUUUGAAAAUUGUUCUCAAAACUAUCCCUUCUUGUCUCUGUGAGAUUUUCCAAAACAGUGCUCAGUUUGGUCUUGUUUUGAAUCUUACAAAGACUUUGACUCUUCCUUCUGCUUGCAAAGUCUCUGCUCCAUCUCUUUUUAACUGUGGAUUGUCUGAUGCCCCUGUUCCUGCUCGGGCCGCUGCUGCUCCUCGUGUAAGCCUUUCACCAGCAUCUUCUCCUACUCCAUCUGCUGAAGCACCUGGUGAGACCACUCCUUCUGUGAAUGAACUAUCUACAGAACCGGCAGCCGCACCGACCGGCAAGAGUGCAGCAUCAGCAUUGCUCCCUAUUUCAGUUGGAUCCCUUCUUGUUUUCCUUGUAUCUGCAUUCUCAGGCCUUUAAGCCAUGUCUAGUUCCAUUUUUAGGUUAGGAAGAUUAUAACAUGAGGAGUAAUAUUUGGAAUUUCAAUGUUUAAUUUUGAGUAUUAUUACCAUUAAUUAGAGCUAUUUUCACUGUGUAUGACUUGAACCUACCCAUUCAUAUGUAUAUUUAUUAUUUAUUUAUGAUAUGUUACAUGGUAUUGUGGUUA
Molecule: messenger RNA, 808 nt
Organism: Trifolium pratense (red clover)
Lineage: Eukaryota; Viridiplantae; Streptophyta; Magnoliopsida; Fabales; Fabaceae
Product: non-specific lipid transfer protein GPI-anchored 11-like
Exons: 3
Coding region: 43-621 (192 amino acids)
Source: RefSeq, a predicted model, not a curated record